Molecule: messenger RNA, 7129 nt
Organism: Anopheles coluzzii
Lineage: Eukaryota; Metazoa; Arthropoda; Insecta; Diptera; Culicidae
Product: neural-cadherin-like
Exons: 10
Biological process (GO): homophilic cell-cell adhesion
Cellular component (GO): catenin complex; plasma membrane
Molecular function (GO): cadherin binding; calcium ion binding
Source: RefSeq, a predicted model, not a curated record
CUAGUGCUACUGCAACUAAUCGGCCUUAUCGUGGAUCCGCUGCAAAUAUUUUGGGUUCUGACGAACAGCACUUAUUUAGUUUCUAAAUUCAUCAAAACAGGGGUCGGUGACAAAAACGAAUAUCCACUCUAUUUCGAGAAGGUCAUCUAUGAGGUGGACAUCGACGAGAAUGUGGAAAUCAAUCACAACUUUCUCAACGUCAGCGCAAAGACGCACGGCGAGGCGUCCGGUGUACGAUACAAGAUCUCGAGCGGUAACAUAGACAAUUUGUUCACGAUAAGCAACGCAACCGGCGCCCUGUACGUAGCCAAGGCGUUGGAUUAUGAGAAGAUCAAAAAGUAUGAGCUACGGUUGACGGCAUCGGAUAAUUUUCAGGAGAACUACACCACCGUUCUGAUCAACGUACGCGAUGUAAACGACAAUCCGCCGGUGUUUGAGAAAUCGUCCUAUCGCACACAAAUCACCGAGGAAGACGACCGAGGCUUGCCAAAGCGUGUGCUGCGGGUUACCGCCUCCGAUGCCGACGUGGAGCGUCCAAACAACAUCAUCUACUUUCUGACUGGGCCCGGUAUUGACAUCGAAAAUCCCUCCAACAGCUACUUUGACAUCAACAAGGCCACUGGGGAAAUAUUUGUGCUUAAGCCCCUCAACCGAGAUCCACCACACGGACGAGCGUCUUGGAAGUUUACCGUCUUUGCGCAGGACGAAGGAGGCGAGGGUUUGGUGGGCUUUACGGAGGGUCAGAUUAACCUGAAAGACGUCAACGACAAUGCGCCGCAGUUCCCGAACGGGAUUGCGUACGGCAACGUGACCGAAAAUGGCACCAUCGGCAUGCACGUGAUGACAAUAAAGGCCAAAGACUAUGACGAUAUCAACGAAGGCACUAACGCGAAGAUCAUUUACUCGAUUGAGAAGAACGCGAUCCAAGAGGAUACUGGUUUGCCGAUCUUCUACAUCAACCCGGACACGGGACUCAUCACGACGGCGGUAUGCUGUCUCGAUCGAGAGAAGACGCCCGACUACUCGCUGCAGAUAGUGGCCACCGAUGGCGGAGGUUUGAAGGGUACGGGGACAGCUUCCAUCAAGGUGAAGGAUCUGAAUGAUAUGCCGCCUCGGUUCACCAAGGACGAGUGGUUCGUCGAGGUGGAGGAAACCGACGGUAGUGUGCUGCCCGAGGCACCGAUACUGACCGUGACGGUGAAUGACGAUGAUGAGAUAAACAAUUUCCAGUAUAAAAUCAUUGAAAGCAGCGGGCACGGGGCGGAUAAGUUCGCGAUGGUAAAGAAUGCGGACGGAACGGGGAGUUUGAAGGUAGUCCAGCCGCUCGACUACGAGGAUCCUUUGCAGAUAAAUGGCUUUCGCUUUCGGAUACAGGUGAUCGAUAACGAUGAGAUUGACGAGAGCGACAAAUACCACGUUGACCAUUCGUGGGUGAUUGUGAAGUUGAAGGAUAUUAACGAUAAUACGCCUCGCUUCAAGAAGCCGCACAUCGAGGCGGCUGUGUAUGAGAACGCGGACGUGGGGAAAAACUUGGGCACCUUCAAGGCGGUCGACAUUGACAAGGGCGGUAAGAGCAAAAUUACCUACAGUAUUAACCGUGCUACAGACCGGAAGCGUCAGUUUGCCAUCGACCAGGAAGGUACGGUGACGAUCCACCGUGAACUGGAUCGGGAAGCGAUGGCGAAACACUCGCUUGAAAUUUUGGCCACUGAUGACGGUGUACCGCCGCGCACGGCUUCCGCCAUCUUGACUGUGCUGGUGAAGGACAUCAACGAUAAUGCGCCGGUAUUCGCGGAAGAUUACCGGCCCAUUCUGCUCGAAAACUCACUGCCUUCGAAGAUUAUCGAAAUCUCCGCCGUCGAUAAGGAUGACCGACUAGAGGGCAAUGGGGCACCGUUCCAGUUCCGCAUGGACCCGGACGCAGACGAUGUGAUUCGAACGUCCUUCAAGGUGGAGCAGAGUAACAAGGGUGACGGUAUGGCGAUCAUUUCAUCGCUCGGCUCGUUCGAUCGCGAGUACCGCAAGCAGUACACCAUUCCGAUCGUUAUCAAGGACUCGGGAACGCCAUCCCAUACCGGCACCAGCACGCUGACGAUCACGAUCGGUGAUCUGAACGAUAACAUCAUGCAGCCUGGCUCCAAGGAGGUGAUCGUGUACAACUACCAAGGCCAGGCGCCGGACACACCGAUCGGGCGUGUGUUCGUUAACGAUCUCGACGAUUGGGACACCUCGGACAAGCUGUUCUAUUGGGAUGAGGCCGAGAAUCCACGCUUCAAGCUAGACGACACAUCCGGCAUGGUGACGAUGCGGCGCGGUGCUCGCGAGGGACGCUACAAGCUGCGUUUUAAGAUCUACGACCGCAAGCACGCGCAGGAAUCGUAUGCGAACAUGUCAGUGGUGGUGAAGCACAUCUCCUACGAGGCGAUCGUCAACUCCGGCUCGAUCCGGCUGACAGGCAUUACGGAUGAGGACUUUAUACGCAUCUGGAACUAUCGCACCCAGAACAUCUUCCGCAGCAAGCUGGAGCGGUUCCGGGACAAGCUGGCGGAGCUGCUGAACGUGGACGUAAAGAAUGUGGACGUUUUCAGUGUGCAGAUGAAGGAUCGGUCGGUGCCGCUGAUCGAUGUGCGGUUCGCCGUGCAUGGCGCGUACUUCUACAAGGCGGUGCAGCUGAACGGCGUGAUACUGCUGCACAAGGAGGAAAUCGAGCAGGAGGUGGGCAUCAACAUCACGAUGGUAAACGUGGAUGAGUGUCUGCUGGAGAAUGCGGACUGUGCCGGGUCGUGCACCAGCAUUAUCGAGGUCCAAUCGAACCCCUGCCUAGUGAAUGCGAACAAAACCGCCCUGGUUGGGGUUCAGAUCAACUCCACGGCGGAGUGUGUAUGCAGCUCGCGAGAGUACAAGCAGCAACAGACCUGCAAAUCCCAUCCCUGUCUGAACGGUGGUCGCUGCACCGAUUCCAAGCCGGGUAUCAAGUGCUCGUGUCCACCAGGCUACACGGGACCCCGCUGUCAGCAGGUCGUACGUAGCUUCCGCGGCAGUGGCUGGGCCUGGUACCCACCGCUCGACAUGUGCGACAAGUCGCAUAUUAGCGUCGAGAUCAUCACAACGAAGCCGGAUGGUUUAAUUUUCUACAACGGACCUAUCACACCACCGAAGGAGGACGACACGUCCAAGCAGCUGUCCGACUUUAUUGCACUCGAGCUGGAGCAGGGUUAUCCUCGGCUUCUCAUCGACUACGGCUCGGGUACUCUUGAGCUGCGCAUCGCUACCAAACAUCCGCUCAACGAUGGCGAAUGGCACCGGAUCGAUCUGUUCUGGGACACUGAGCAGGUGAAGAUAGUGGUCGAUUUCUGCAAGACGGCCGAAAUCACCGAAACCGACGACGGCAACCUGGUCGAAUUUGUCGACCACACCUGCCAGGCGCUGGGCAAGGUGCCGCAGUUCAAUGAAUAUCUGAAUCUCAACACGCCGCUCCAGAUUGGCGGAGUGUUUAGGGACAAGUUUGACUACACUUACAGCCGCUGGCAGUACAUGCCAGUCGGGGUCGGUUUCGAAGGGUGCAUACGCGAGUUUAAGCAUAACGGAAUCCUGUACGAUCUGUCCCACCCGGGACUGUAUAAGGGUAGUGCGCCCGGUUGUUUGUACACGCAGGAGGUGUGUGAUCUGAAUCCACAGGUCGCCCGGUGUCUCGAGCACGGCAAGUGUGUCGGUAGCUAUGUCGAGGCCAAGUGUGAAUGCAAUCCCGGUUGGACGGGCACGUACUGCAGCUUGCCGACCACGCCGACCACGUUCAAAAAGCACAGUUACGUGAAGUACGCGCUCAGCUUUGAGCCGGAUAAGUUCACGACGCAGAUUCAACUGCGGUUCCGCACGCGCGAAACGUACGGUGAGCUGUUCCGCAUCAGCGAUCAGCAUAUGCGCGAGUACGGCAUCAUUGAGCUGAAGGACGCCAAGGUGUACUUCCGGUACAGCUUAAACACGGGCCAGGUGGAGGAGCAGGAGGUAGCGUUGACUGCGGUCGAGGUGGACGACGGACAGUGGCACGUGGUGAAGGUGCAAAGGUACGGCUCAGCGGCCAUCCUGGAACUGGACGGGGGUGAUGGUGCCAACUUCAACCAAAGUUUCUCGUUCGACGGACAUCAGUGGCUGUCAGUCGACAAACAGGAGGGUGUGUAUGCGGGUGGCAAGCCAGAGUUCACUGGCGUGAAGACGUACGAUGUCAAAUCGGACUAUCAGAAGAGUUGCAUCGACGAUAUAAGAUUGGACGGUAAAAGCUUGCCACUUCCGCCAGCCACCAACGGUACCCAGUGGGGUCAGGCCACGAUGGCGAAGAACACCGACCGCUACUGUUCCUCCAACAAUCCUUGCCAGAACGCGUACUGUCCGGAUCCGUUCGAGUGUGUUGACCUGUGGAACAAGUACGAGUGUGCUUGUGGUGAUGGUAUGACUAUCUCACCGGAAGGCAAGACCUGCAUCGAUCGAAAUGAGUGUCUAGACUACCCAUGUCUGAAUGGGGGCACUUGCAUCAACCAGGAGCCGCGCCUAAAGUACAAGUGUAUCUGUCCAGACUCGUACUGGGGCGCGAGUUGUGAGUUUCUGAAGGAACGACAAGCGCUUAAAUUCAGCACCAGUGCCUUGGCCGCCGUUAUAGCCUGCCUAUUACUGAUCAUUAUUUUGCUGUUUGUUUAUUUUUCUUGCUCCCGGCGUCGUUCGUCUAACUUCAACAAGAAGCCGGCCACCAAGGACGACAUCCGCGAAAACAUCAUCAACUACUGCGACGAAGGUGGUGGCGAGAACGACAUGACCGCGUUUGACAUGAAGACACUCAAGAUCCCGAUUGGUCCGCUGCCAGAGCUCGUUCAACAUAAGGCACCGCCAGUACGUCCAGAUAUUGCCGUCGUGUCCGACCAGGUGGUCGGCAAGGUAGACGUGUUCCUGGACGACCGGAAGCGACGCGUCGACAUCGACUCAGCCUCCGGGCCAUUCGACGAUCUGCGUAACUACGCCUACGAAGGUUGUGGGAGUACCUCGGGUUCGCUAAGUUCCUUACAGUCAGGUAAAUCAAAAAAAUCUCCCAAACCCAUAAUAAUCUUCCAAACCUGCCCCGAACAGCACACGACGAUAAACACCUAAACUGUCCUCGCUGUUCCUACCAUUUCGAUAAGUUAGUCAAUAUUUACGAACCAAGCGAAGCGCAGAUCGAAGAUGACGAUGUUAGUUAAGAGUAAGUGUAGCUAUCGCAGGUGCUGUACGUCUCUUGUUCCCUAGGUCAACAAGAAACAAGAUAAGCAAAUUCGUCGUAUAUGAAACACGAUUUUGGUGAUUUUCUUACCAGCGUGCUGGUGGAACGGUAGAUAUUCUUUGUAAAAUAGUCCAUUAAAAUCCAUACUUACAUGCUAAUACCCGCGGAAACGAUCGUUCGAGCCGAGACGGAUUUAUAGAAUUGCAUUUUUGCACUGCACCAUUUCGCAGGAAAACAAGAAAUUGCAAAAUUGAUGAGAGUGCAUAGCUACAGAGCAAAUUUAAAUCGAAAUUUAUUAACCAUCAAUAGAUGGUUCCUUAAGGUUACAGACGAACGGUGCAGCUCGCAGGGUUGGAUUUUUCAGAAAACAAGAGCAUUAAAUGCUCGCUAUAAUUACGUAAGGUAAAUGGAGCAUCAUUGUGACGAUUCAAGAAAUUGUCAGCCGAUAAACAGUAAAUCAUGCAUGUAAAAAUCGAAACUACAACUCAAAUAUAUCGUGUAGACACGUACUAGUUUCGUGCCAUUAACGACACUGUAAAAACAGUAAAUAUUUCAAUUUGAAAGGACAAAUUGUUGGAAGAAAACGAGUUCCCUGAGCAGAAAUUAUAUGGAUGGGAACUAGAAAGAGAUUGCUAAUUAAUGGAGCCAAAAGGAUGUUGUUUUUAAAAUGAUAUCGUCUAUUUGCAAAAUGUGUACACGUGUUCCUUGAGAAGGUGAGCGAAGCCACAUUGCCAUGUUGGUAAAACGCAUCCAGAAAAUGAUCGAACAAUGUUGAUCUGGUGAAAGCAAACCCACGCAGUAACUGUAUGGUGUAGCCCAUUCUUCAAAUCGAUAACGUUGUUUGCAUAUUUUCUGUAAUUUUUUUUCGUUACUGCAAUCGAACAAACAAUGCGAUAAUGAGAGACGAAAACUCUGCUCAAUAGAUGAAAGUCCCGAGUAACCUUGGAAUAGUAAAACGUCGUACACUCCGAUAUUCUUAACCCUUGUGAUGAACUCGUCUUCUCCUUCUUCUUCUUUGGCACAACAAUCGUUGUCGGUCAAGGCCUGCCUGUACCCACUUGUGGGCUUGGCUUUCAGUGACUAAUUGAUUUCCCCCCAUAGCAGGAUAGUCAGUCCUACGUAUGGCGGCACGGUCCCCUUGGGGUUUGAAACCAUGACGGGCAUGUUGUUACGUCGUACGAGUUGACGACUGUACUACGAGACCGGCUUGAUGAACUCGUCACUAUGGGGUAAACGCCCUUCCGGAAAAGCACAAACAAGAUCCAAUGAAAAUCAAAGCAGAAACCAAUAACCAAACGAACCUACAUACGCACAUCAAACUCAUCCACCGUAGACAAGUUACAAAGCAAACGCGAACUAACCAUACCCCAAAACUGCCUAACAUUAUGCUCGUUUGAUAGGGUUCCUUUCCAAUGAAAACUUUUAUGAAACACGAAUGAAAGCAAAAACAUUGACAAAACCAACCGCAUAGCAAGAAAGCGCAGUUUGGGUAAAUUUCGACAGGGCUCGUUUCGAUUUUGUUUCAUUAAUUAUUCGGACGAUGACUUCUGAAAUAUAAAAAAAAAAAAACAUAUAUUCAUAUAUUAACAUACAUUCUUCAAUAUACCGUUUGGUGAAGUCGAUCUGAGCGUUUAAUAAAACCAGCGCCUGGUUGCUUUCGUUUUGGAAGCAAAAGUUUAGUCAAACAUCUUCCACUGUUUGCUGGGAAAGUUUACAACUAUGGAAUCCUUUGCGUUGAGCGCAAAAGCAUGAUGAAAAUUAUCUGUUUUCGCAAUCGAAAUAGUUUCAUUUUGUUUCGGCGGGAGGAGAAGGAGGGCAUUUUAGAAGUGGAUCAAAAGAGCGUUCGUACCGGCGCUGCAGAUGAGCUAUUAUUGCCAAAGCAGU